UCUUCUACCACAUGGGUUUGUUUACGUUUGCUGAGAUCGCUGAUUUAUUAUUAAAUAUUGUAUUUUUUGCUGUUCAAAAAUGAAAAAUAAGGGCCAAGGAAAGGUUUUUCGGCCUAAGAAGGCUAUCAAUAAGAAGAACAAAGUUGAAUUGGUAUUCGAUCACGAAAAGAGAAGGGAUUUUCUUAGUGGCUUCCACAAACGAAAAAUGGCACGCAAGAAAAGGGCGCAGGAAGAACUGGAGGCCGAGAUGAAGGCAGAAAAGAAGAGAAUCAAGGACGAGGCUAAAAAUCUGCACAACACCAUGGUUGUUUCCUACAGGCCCAUUCCUGAAGUUGAGGAGCUUUUGGGAAAAGAGGAGACUUAUGAUCUUGAGCAACACUCUGUUAGUAUUAAGGAGCUUUCCACGGCCAGUAUGGCAGAGGACAAUUUUUGGAUUGGAGAAAAUCGAACGAAAUAUGAGGAAGACGACGGUCAAGGGGAAGGAUCUUCAGAAAAGCCCCGAAAUAAGGACAUCAAGAGUGGCAAGGAUAUUAAAAAGGCAGUGAAAAAGAUGGCUACAAAGCAGAUGCAGAAAAGCAAGGCAUUCCAGAAAAAAGGAAAGCUUGAGCAGACGAAGCAAAAGAAAAAGGCAAGUGUUGUUCGCAAGCUGAAGGCAAGGAAGAAUCUUCAGGCUAAGCAGAGAGGCAACCGUCAUGGAGGCAGAAGCAAAUGAAUGAAUGAAUAAACAAUUAUUUUCUCUUUAAAA
Neocloeon triangulifer is the source of this 745-nucleotide messenger RNA. It is a transcript of the gene vito, whose product is annotated as nucleolar protein 12. Gene Ontology annotation, cellular component: nucleolus. Gene Ontology annotation, molecular function: RNA binding. The transcript has 4 exons. The coding region runs from base 80 to 712 and encodes 210 amino acids. Lineage: Eukaryota; Metazoa; Arthropoda; Insecta; Ephemeroptera; Baetidae. The record is from RefSeq and is a predicted model, not a curated record.